Molecule: messenger RNA, 237 nt
Organism: Clunio marinus
Lineage: Eukaryota; Metazoa; Arthropoda; Insecta; Diptera; Chironomidae
Source: the annotation of a GenBank genome assembly
AUGAGCCGAAGAAAGGCAAAAGAGAGCGGAACUUCAGAGCUUUGUUGGCGGCACUUGCUUUUAUUGAAAUUUGAAAUUGUUACUAAAAUACCAAACACACAACAGUCAACACUCUCCUCUCAUAUCCAAUUACCAUCGAAUCCAUUUGUGCAUCAUAACAAGCAACAAAUGCUUCAGUUUUGUAUGCAAAUAACCGAAAUUAAAAAGAAAGAAAGAAUUGAUGUGAAUCCAUUAUAA